Molecule: messenger RNA, 2185 nt
Organism: Bolinopsis microptera
Lineage: Eukaryota; Metazoa; Ctenophora; Tentaculata; Lobata; Bolinopsidae
Product: solute carrier family 22 member 15-like
Exons: 13
Coding region: 1-2103 (700 amino acids)
Biological process (GO): transmembrane transport
Cellular component (GO): membrane
Molecular function (GO): transmembrane transporter activity
Source: RefSeq, a predicted model, not a curated record
AUGGAGCUCGACGAAGAAAUCAACAAAAACGACCAUGAGAUCUCGAAAACAGAAGAUGCCAUCUCAAAACAAAAAAGUUCCAUCGAGGAUGUUGUCAACCAAGUAGCAGUUAAACCAACAUUGCUGUACAUCGCUUUGAUGAUGGGCUUGGGGUCCUUCAACAUGACGUGUGCAGUUGUAGCUUAUUUCCCAAAUUUUGGAGGUUACGUGCCCUACACAGAUUGGAGAUGUAUAUCAACGAGUGAGAAUUGCUAUAAAAGAACUACCAAGUUCCUUGACCGAGGCUGGGUGACAAGGCCUACAGAUGAACUUGUUUUUAUUGACAGUAGAUGCGCUAUCAAACUUAGACAGGAUGACUUAACUGCGGACCUACUGACCUUGGAACUAUGGGAGAACGCUACAACCCAUCUUGGGACCCUAGAUUUUGAUGCAAGUGGCCAAAAAAUUGUGAUAAGAUCGAUGAGAUUUUGCAAGAAUGAGGCAAGCUCUUGCACAAAAGAAUUUCCCUAUGAUAUGGAGACUGAUAAGGAAGGCUUGAAUUGCCAAAUAACCUUUGCUGGAUCGACUUGGUCGCAAAAAGAAACAACUCUUCUUUGCGAAUCUACCAGUAGCGAAGAGAAAUUGAAUUUGGCGGAUGAUGAAGGCGUGCUCACUGUGAUUGAUCGAGUUAAAUACAUCAAACUUAACAGAAUUGGGAGCUACAAUCUCCACUGUCCAGAUAAAGAACAAUUUAACAGAGAUGACCUAUGUGGAUCGGGAGAAAGUAAAUACGAGGGUCAGUUAAAUGUCAGUGAGGACUUUAACUGGGACACAAAAGGACGGACUUCAUUUGCAAUUGACUGGGAUCUCUAUUGUGAUAGGGAGUACCUCGGAUCUAUCAUUAAGUCUGUUUACUUCGGUGGAGCUUGGGUUGGGCUAUCAGCAGGCGGGUGGUUGUAUGAUGUGAUAGGAAGGAAAAAAGGCGCUUUGGUCGGCUACGCUGUAGUGACAAUAGCCUGUUUUGCCAACGCUGCUUCACCUUCAAUAGAGUUUUUAUUCGUGUGCAGAUUUCUUCAAGGUUUUGGAGUCUACCUAGGCUUCAUGGGCAUGUAUGUGCUAUUACUGGAGUAUACGGCAUCCGAGUACCGGGCAAUUGUUAACACUGUCACUCUCGUAUUUUGGGCAGUAGGGUAUCUUGUUGUUACCAUGACUGGGUAUCUGAUAUACAGUUGGCACUGGUUAGCAGCUACCCCUGGGUUUUUCUACUUGGCCUUCAAUCUGAUACCUCUUCUUUUGACACCAGAAUCUCCUGGAUUCCUUCUUACCACUAAAAGAGAUGUAGAAGGAUCCAAGGCGAGUCUGAAAUGGCUGGUAAAGCUGAACAAUAGCAGUCUUGAUGUAGAUAGUUUGACUUUAGAGGACAGCGAUGAGAAAACUGAGGAACCGUCAUUUAUCAGCACAAUGAAAGAUUUCUGGAGAUACAAAGAGAUGUUGGUGCAACUAAUGGUACAGAUGUGGUUGUGGAUGGUGUCUGCUUUUAUCUACUACGGAUUCAGUUUUAGUUGGGCCUCUCUCGGUAGCAACAUCUACAUCAGCUAUCUCUACGCAGCCAUUGGAGAAUUUAUAGCGUACACUGUUUUAACGUUCCCGCUGGAGUAUUGGGGGAGGAAACCUUCCCACAUUAUGAUGUUCCUUGUUGGCAGUGCUUCCUUCCUGUUUGCAAUGAUACCUAGCAAGAUCAGUGGUUCCUUCACGGUGGAGCAACUGAGCUGUCUCAUUGGGAGCAUGUUCGUCUCAGCAGUCUUUGGUUUUGUUUAUCUUUACACUGCAGAACUAGCACCCAUCUCUCACCGAGGAAGGAUAUGCAGCUAUUGCUCGUGUGCUGCCCGUAUUGGUGCUUUCUGUGGACCAUAUGCGAACCUGAUGUUCGCCUGGAGCAAGCCAGGGACAUUCAUAAUUUUUGCGAUCUUGUCUGGCUUAGCAGGGUUGGCCACUUUUAGGCUUCCAGAUACAAAAGGAAUUCCAACCCCCACCUCCGCAGAAGAGGUUCAGUCAAGAAGAUUACAGAACUUGAAUAAAGCAGCCACGGACUCUGUCAUCGACAACGAAGCAUUUACAAAAUAACAUUAAAAAACGUUUUUCGAAUAAUUUCUGACAGAAUGUUUGUUGAGCUUCUAUUCCUUCCUUUGUCAAUCAUGAACUUGGA